Messenger RNA from Dreissena polymorpha, 960 nucleotides. Its product is annotated as KRAB-A domain-containing protein 2-like. Bases 1 to 960 code for a protein of 319 amino acids. The record is from RefSeq and is a predicted model, not a curated record. Gene Ontology annotation, biological process: DNA integration. The transcript has a single exon. NCBI's taxonomy places the organism in Eukaryota, Metazoa, Mollusca, Bivalvia, Myida, Dreissenidae. Gene Ontology annotation, molecular function: nucleic acid binding.
AUGGUCAAGGAAAAGUACAAAAAGGCGGUAAGAGACCGAACACGGGCAGAGAAGAAUGCAGCAGUGCUAUUCUGGCGAAAUAGAGACAAGUUUAAAGUCAGAAACGGAAAAAGUAUACUUUUCCAUGACAAGAAGCGUUUAGUUAUUCAGGAAUGUAUGGCAGACAUGAUCCGUAAAAAGCAAUUGAAGUUUAAGGAUAGUGGGGCUCGUUCGCUAGCAUAUGACAUGAAGCAAAAGCUAUCUGGUAUAAGCGAACGGAAAGUAAGGACAGUUCUUGACCAAAGCGAAAUGCACGGCAACCUGAAUUGUAAAUUUACAAAUAAAGCUCCCAUGAAGUUUGUUGAAGCAAAUUAUAUAUUCGAGAGGGUCAAGAUAGAUCUGGUCAAAAUGUCAGAUGUUGAGUUUGAAAACAGGAGGUUCCGAUACAACUUGACUCUGGUAGACGUAUUUUCCAGGUACCUUUUCUGUCGACCUCUCGAAAAUAAGUCUUCAAACUGUGUUUCAAAAGCUUUAAAGGAUGUUUUUGGAGAGCACGAUUGGCCGAAAAUCGUACAAUGUGACAACGGCUCGGAGUUCCUAGGUGAAGUUGAUAGGCUGUUAAAGAAUAAGAAUGUGAAAGUUAUAAAGAGUCGGCCAUAUCAUCCUCAGAGCCAAGGCAAAGUAGAACGUCAGAACAGGAUUCUACGACAAAAGAUAAUGUAUGAGAUGUGCAGGUGUCGGCGUAGGGGCUUUAACUGGGUAGAAUGUCUUCAAGAUAUAGUUAACAGCAUAAUCAAACAACCAAAAGAGGUUCUUUCAUACCAGACUCUUUUUGCCGUGUAUUUUGGGCGGGGGUAUGAAAAAUCAGCUGAUGAAACAAGGAAAAAUGCUAAACGCGCUUCAAUUAAAUGUAACAAGCGGCUGAAUGAAUCUCAAAUGAAAGGGCGGCCGUGCACUGUUUAUGAGAAAUCGGGCGACUAG